CUGAGUGUAUUUUCCUUCUAUUUUUCACGUUUCAGAUUCUUUAUAAGACGAGAAAAUCGCUUCGAAAUCCAAAAAAUCUUUUUCGGAGAAUAUUCUGUCGAUGAGCUUCAAUAUGCUAUUGGCAGUGGUGGACUUAUGGCAUCGAAAUGUCCUGCUUCAAAAAUUACUGAAGAAAUGCGAUCGUAUGUAUUAAAAGAACACAAUAAGCUUAGAUCGCAGUUAGCAAACGGUGAAGCAAAAGCGAAAUCGAACGGACUUAUGCCAAGAAGUUCGAACAUGCAUGAAUUGGAGUGGGACUGCGGCCUGGAAGAAAGAGCGCAACAGUGGGCUGAAUAUUGCGAUUUCGAGAUUCAACGCAAGAAUUCCGUAAUUAUAGCGAUGGCGUGGGCAAUCACAAGCAAACUUGGCUGUGGAAUGGCUAAAUGCCACAAUAAUAAUGGAUACCCAUUUAUGGUUCAUGUCGUUUGCCAUUAUGGCCCAAGAGGAAACUGGGAUAAGACAAUCUAUGAAGAAGGUGAACCAUGUAGCAAGUGUUCGGAUUAUGGCAGGGUAUGUAAUGGUAAUGGUAAUGGUCUUUGUAUAGCUGAUGAUACAUCGGUUAUAACGCCUACUGGUACAGAAGCUCCAAGUACCAAGCCAAAGGAAUCUGAGAAGCCUCAUGAUACUGGAAUUCAAAAUGAAAAGCUGACUGAUAAUGAAAUAAACAAACCAUCAAAACCAGACUCAUUAGAAACAUCUUUGCUAAUUAGACAAGCACUAAUUCUCUUAUUUACGGGUAGUUCGUGUCGUGCGUCGAAGAUUACUUCGGCUGGUCGAGAAAAUAUUUUAAAGAAACUUAAUGACAUUCGGAGGAAAGUUGCUAUGGGUCAGUUCUCAACAUCAGAUGGAACGUAUCCAGCAGCCAAGGAGAUGUAUAAAUUGCGAUGGAAUUGCACGUUGGAAAAACUGGCUCAGGAACAUGUGGACAAAUGCCAUUAUAAUCGUUCGGAACAUUUCUACAAGCAUUUUCAUGGCGAUGGCAUUGGUGAAAGUUUGUUUACGAAAUGGACUGUUGACAAGAAUCCUACAAGUGCGCAUUUAACCAAUGAAAUCCUUUGA
Messenger RNA from Dracunculus medinensis (Guinea worm), 1098 nucleotides. The record is from the annotation of a GenBank genome assembly. Lineage: Eukaryota; Metazoa; Nematoda; Chromadorea; Rhabditida; Dracunculidae.